Messenger RNA from Quercus lobata, 1048 nucleotides. RefSeq names its product dehydration-responsive element-binding protein 1A-like. Gene Ontology annotation, biological process: regulation of DNA-templated transcription. The record is from RefSeq and is a predicted model, not a curated record. Gene Ontology annotation, molecular function: DNA-binding transcription factor activity; DNA binding. The coding region runs from base 109 to 834 and encodes 241 amino acids. The transcript has a single exon. NCBI's taxonomy places the organism in Eukaryota, Viridiplantae, Streptophyta, Magnoliopsida, Fagales, Fagaceae.
AAACACAAACACAAACACCACCGUUUGCCUACAUAUAUCUACUGCUACUACUUCAAUACAAGUUAACUAAAUUCUAAGUACUGAGAAACAAAAAGUUUUAAGACAUACAUGGAUGCUUUGAGACAUUUCUCAGACCCACAGUACCUAACGGGGUCUGAUAUUUCGUCCUCAGGGUCAGAGAGUGACAAUGCUCAGAUGGUGAACUUGUCAUACGGGGAGGUCAAGCUAGCUUCGAAGAAUCCUAAGAAACGAGAUGGGAGAAAGAAGUUCAAAGAAACAAGACACCCGGUGUACCGUGGAGUGAGGAGGAAGAACUCAAGAAAAUGGGUGUGUGAAGUGCGCGAGCCAAAUAAGAAGUCGAGGAUUUGGCUUGGGACUUUUCCCACCGCAGAAAUGGCGGCGCGUGCACAGGAUGUGGCGGCAAUUGCGCUCCGCGGCCGUAACGCGUGUCUCAAUUUUGCCGACUCGGUAUGGAAGCUUCCGGUUCCGGCGUCGGCAGCAGCAAAGGACAUUCAGCGUGCAGCAUUGGAGGCGGCUGAGGCAUUUCGGCCAGCAGAGUUGGACGAUGUUUCUGGGGAUGACUUGACGCAGAGGUUAGAAAAUGCAGCUGCAGCAGUGACAGUGGCGGAAACAGCAGUGACAGUGGCUGCGGAGGCAGAGGCAGAGAUAGAGCCGGAAAGUGUGUUUUUUAUGGAUGAGGAGGCGGUUUUCGACAUGCCCGGGUUGUUGAGAAAUAUGGCAGUGGGGAUGUUGUUGCCUCCACCACCUCAUUGGUACGGUGGAGAUAACAUGGAAACUGACAGUGAGGUUUCAUUGUGGAGUUAUUCAAUUUGAUUGUUAUUAGUAAUAUUAUAGCUUAGUGCUGCAGUGUGAUGUGGGGGAAAGUUGGAGAUGGCGAUGUCAUACUGUACAAAAGAAUUUUUUGUAGCAUUUGUUUACACUAACAGAAAUAAUAAUCCGUUUUGGGUUUUAGCUAUAUCAAACUUUAGUUGAACUGGGUGACUAGUCCAUUGCUAAUACUCUAAUAAAGUAAUUGGAUUUUGUGUUU